AUGUCUUCUCGAAACAUACUUUUGGUCAUUGGAGCAGGUCCUCGACUUGGACAAUCUGUAGCAGACAAGUUUGCAAAUGAGGGCUAUCGUGUUGCACUGGCUGCGCGAAGCCUGACAAGUGGACUGUCCUCCGCUGGCAUGUUGAAGAUCAAAGCAGAUCUCUCAGAUCCGAAUAGCGUAUCAACAAUAUUCCAGACGGUGCAUAAUACUUGGGGCCCACCCAAUAUUGUUGUUUAUAAUGGGGCCAAUCGCAUCACUACCGCCGUAGAUGAUCCCCUGUCUGCACCAUUGGGCGACAUCCAAGCCGCUCGUACGGUGGGCUUCGACAGUGCAUACUUGGCAGCCCAAGAGGCAUUACAUGGUUUCAAAAGCCUACCGGACCAGCUGUGCAAGGCAUUCAUAUACACCGGAAACGCCUUGAGCCAAAUCGCCAUACCUGGUGUACUGCCUUUUGCCGUGGGGAAGGUUUCGGCAGCGAUGCUGAUCGAGUAUGCGGCCAAUGCAUAUGGACCUCAUGGAUACAAAUUUUACUUUGCGGAUGAGCGUCAGUCCGACGGCAGACCAGCGGCGCUUGACAUUGAUGGUGCUGCUCAUGCCGAUAUGUAUUGGGAACUGGCCAACGAAAAGCUUCAGUCGUACUGGCUGGUGACGUUUGUCAAGAACCAGGGCCGACAGGACUUUGCGGGUGUUGAUUUUCAGGGCCAUAACCGCGUGUCUCAUUAUAAACGCAUGAGAGAUGCUGCUGCUGAACGCAACAAUUAA
Molecule: messenger RNA, 762 nt
Organism: Akanthomyces muscarius
Lineage: Eukaryota; Fungi; Ascomycota; Sordariomycetes; Hypocreales; Cordycipitaceae
Exons: 3
Coding region: 1-762 (253 amino acids)
Source: RefSeq, a predicted model, not a curated record